Messenger RNA from Notolabrus celidotus (New Zealand spotty), 4945 nucleotides. It is a transcript of the gene ppic, whose product is annotated as peptidyl-prolyl cis-trans isomerase C. The record is from RefSeq and is a predicted model, not a curated record. Gene Ontology annotation, cellular component: intracellular membrane-bounded organelle. The transcript has 6 exons. Gene Ontology annotation, molecular function: peptidyl-prolyl cis-trans isomerase activity. Gene Ontology annotation, biological process: protein folding; protein peptidyl-prolyl isomerization. Lineage: Eukaryota; Metazoa; Chordata; Actinopteri; Labriformes; Labridae. Bases 186 to 812 code for a protein of 208 amino acids.
GGGGCUUGUCUCUGGUCCCCGCCCACAGUAGGGGGAGCGCUCAGCUACUGUAUCCGUGUGAGUGCUGCUGUUCCCCGGCCAGCCUCCCUGCUGUGACUCGCUGUGAUUUCCUCUCCUCCUCUCCUCGUCUCCUCCUCCCUCCUCCCUCUCUCUCUCUCUCUCUCUCUCUCUCUCUCCGGGUAAAGAUGGAGCUCCGGUCGGUCCUCCCGGGUCUGCUGGUCCUCUCGGCCGCCUGCCUGCUGCUGGAGUCCGGGGCCGCUUCACGGACUGGACCUAGAGUCACGGAGAAGGUGUUUUUUGACAUCACGGUUGCCGGUCACGAGGUCGGACGGAUCGUCAUCGGCCUUUUUGGGGAGGUCGUACCGCUCACUGUCAAUAACUUUGUCGCCCUGGCAACGGGAGAGAAAGGUUACGGCUACAAAGGGACAAAGUUUCACCGAGUCAUCAAAGACUUCAUGAUCCAGGGAGGAGACUUCACAGCUGGAGAUGGAACCGGAGGUCACAGCAUCUACGGGACAACCUUUGCAGAUGAAAACUUCAAACUGAAGCACUUAGGAGCCGGCUGGGUGAGCAUGGCGAACGCCGGUCCGGACACAAACGGGUCCCAGUUCUUCAUCCUGGCGACCAAAGCUCCGUGGCUGGACGGGAAACACGUGGUGUUCGGUAAAGUCCUGGACGGGAUGGCUGUGGUUCACACCAUCGAGCUCCAGGACACCAACGACAGGAACCUGCCGUACACCGAGUGUGUGGUCGUCAACAGCGGCAGGAUCCCCGUCAAGGAGCCCUUCAUAGUGGAGGUGGAGGGCUGGUAAAAGACUCCAAUACUGUAGAACAAAAAACAACAUGUUGUUCUUUCAUACUGGAGAUCAAUCAGAAGCCCAGUUUACAUUUUACACUUUCAUAUUAAUACCUUUGCAUGUCCAUGUGGCGACACUAACGAGCAAGAAGGGCUGAGAAAUCUUUAAAAACACUCAGUUCAGAGUCGAUAGCAUGAACUGUUUAUGAGAAGUGGACGUAGCCGAACACGACACGAAGCUUUACUUUCUGGACUUUUGUUUUAAACUCUUGAGUUCGGCAUUAGGAGAGUCGCCAUCUUGUUUCUGGAGUCAUAAGACGCCAUAUUUGGACCAGAGGGUGGAGCAGGGGACUUAAAGUAAUCAGCUAAUGCUAAUAUCAUUUAAGGUAACAAUAACAGGAAGUAGAGACCUCAUAGCGACUUGUGGUGCUGCCCCCUGCUGGUCACAAGAUGAAAACACAGGCUGAAGGCUUCACUUUUGGUUACCAGAAACACAAGGCUACGCCCACUUUUUAUUUACAGUGUAUGAUGUUUACAUUAAUGCUAACAGUGACAUGUUGCAAGGGCUAAAUGUUACAUGCUAAAGCAUAGCGUGUGUACAUAUCGUUUGUAACAUGCUAGCAAGACUUCUGAUUGAUUUCUGCUGUAUGCAGAUGAUAACAUAGUUUCAUUAAUAUUCCACUGAAUGAUGUCCAACAGUCUCUGAAGGAGGGACCGUUUUAUCUACAACUCUUCCACUUGUAGCCCAGACCACAUGGUGACUGUAAUACACAGUUACAUGCAUCACUGUCAUCAACAAAAAAAACGUAUUAUCUACCUAACUUAAUAUUUCUAACGCCUGCAAGAAUGCCACUUUAAUAACAAAGGUUCAUUUGAGAAAACGUAGCAAGUUUACAAACUCCCACAUUUUGCUUGUUAAGCCUUUUUAAUGACUCAUGAGACUGAUGGAAAGAUGUCAGGGUAAUUGGUUAUAGUUACACUAAUAAAAACAUAUCACUCAAUGCAAAAAAAAACACACACGCAAGGGAACAUUUUGAAGUGUGGAAAUAUGAUACGCGGCUCAUGUUAGAUAUUUUGGAUCAAUUUGUAGCAAAAUGAUGUUUAUUUGUGAUUAUUACACUCAAAGUUACUGUAUUAUACUCAUAUCAAGCUUUAUAUCUUACUUUAUGAAACUUCUGUUGGAGCUUUGCAUGAUUUAAAAUCCAAAAUAGUCAUUUUUAUCUCCUCAAAGUGUCUGAGACUCCUCGGUUCAGCCCAGUGUUGCCAACUCCUCAGUAAGGAUGGAGCUAUAGGCUGUCCUAACAGGCCCUAGAAGUUCUUCUGUCAGUUCUUGUUUUGGUUUGGGACCGGCUAAAGUGACCCAGAAGAGACCCUCUGGCUUACUUUGGGUUUCUUUUUAUAAAUAUAUUUAAUUUUAAAAGAAUAUUGAGUUCGAUGAGAAGAGUAAGAACGAUUGAUGUUUUCAGUCUCCAAAAGUUUCCAGUAACACCAGAAGAAGUCGCUAGAUUUUGUUGCUAGUCGUUUUUUUGAAAAAGAGUCGCUAGAGGGUUCUGAAAGCUAGCUUAAUACAGCGGCAAAGACGGGAAGUAAAUUGGCGAUAUUGGUCCAGCCUCUGUCUGACACAAAGACUGUAUAUAAAAUGGACGUCAUCUCGCUCGGCUUGAAGUGAGGCCGCCACAAAAACUGCUCCCCCUAGUGGCUGGCUGCAGUAUAGGUCAAAAACUCUGUCUCCUGCGGUCAAACUUUAAAAAAUAAAUCCACGUUGUACGAAUGUUUCUCCCCUCCGUAUGCUGUGGUGAUAUGUAGUUAGUAUUUGACUGUGUUGUGUUCAAGGCCUCUUUUUUCUGAACAGUUUCUUCUUCGUUAGUUAUAAGAGGUUAAGAAACGGGGUUUUACUUCCUGUUUACUUUGAUUGACAGCUGCUGUAGAGGGAAACUCUUGUUUAACCUCGGGACGCUACGCUGUAAGGCGGAGCUUGUUACCCUGGAAACACACAAAUUCCCUACUGCAGAAAAUGUACAAGAUGUCAGCGCUCUGACACUGUCCAUUAUACUUACAGUCUACGGUUGAGAAGAGUAAGAACGAUACUUGCUUUCAGGUCAGUCUCCAAAAGUCUCCAAUAACACCAGAAGAAGUCGCUAGAUUUUGUCGCUAGUCGCUUACUUGAAAAAGAGUCGCUAGAGGGUUCUGAAAGCUAGCUUAAUACAUCGGCAAAGACAGGAAGUAAAUUGGCGAUAUUGGUCCAGCCUCUGUCUGACACAAAGACUGUAUAUAAAAUGGACGUCAUCUCGCUCGGCUUGAAGUGAGGCCGCCACAAAAACUGCUCCUCCUAGUGGCUGGCUGCAGUAUAGGUGAAAAACUCUGUCUCCUGCGGUCCAACUUUAAAAAAUAAAUCCACGUUGUACGAAUGUUUCUCCCCUCCGUAUGCUGUGGUGAUAUGUAGUUAGUAUUUGACUGUGUUGUGUUCAAGGCCUCUUUUUCCUGAAAAGUUUCUUCUUCGUUAGUUAUUAGAGGUUAAAAAACUAGGUUUUACUUCCUGUUUACUUUGAUUGACAGCUGCUGUAGAUGGAAACUCUGUUUAACCUCGGGACGCUACGCUGUAAGGCGGAGCUUGUUACCCUGGAAACACACAAAUUCCCUACUGCAGAAAAUGUAAAAGAUGUCAGCGCUCUGACACUGUCCAUUAUAUUUACAGUCUACGGUUGAGAAGAGUAAGAACGAUACUUGCUUUCAGGUCAGUCUCCAAAAGUCUCCAAUAACACCAGAAGAAGUCGCUAGAUUUUGUCGCUAGUCGCCCACUUGAAAAAGAGUCGCUAGAGGGGUCUGAAAGCUAGCUUAAUACAGCGACAAAGACGCUAAGUAAGUUGGCAACACUGGUCCAGCCUCUGUCUGACACAGGAGAUUUCAGGUACUGUCUCUUUAAGGCCCCUCCCCCUCUCUCCGAACCCGUCAUCAAAGGAACGGAAUCUUUAAAAGUGUCUUUGUGACAUCACAGAACUCCGUCCCACAGUUAGACCAUAGACUGUAUAAAUAUGGACGUAGUAUCCUUGACGUCACCCGUCUGUUCCUGGGCGCUGUUUUGAAGCCAAUCGACGGCGGCAGCCAUAUUGGAAAUGCGGAACUCAACCAGGCAAAGUGUGACGUAAAGGGGGCGGAGUUUGAGCCUCUUAGCUAACAGCUCUGUGUUCCCGACCGGGAGUCAAGUCAGUCAUGUCCUUAUUUGGGCAAAAACUCAUAAUCUUAAUAUCUUCUGAACCGCAUGGGCUUCAUAGUUUGAGACCGGAGAUUGCCGCUUGGUCUGACAGGAGAUUUCAGGUACUGUCUCUUUAAGGCCCCUCCCCCUCUCUCCGGAACCCCGUCAUCAAAGGAACGGAGCCUGUCUUUGUGACAUCACAGAACUCAAUCCCACAGUUAGACGUCACUGUGUUCAGUAUUCAUCAGGUUCACUGUUGUUCGUUACGUUAGCAUUCUUACAUACUUAGCGGGUGUUGCCAGUUAGCAUCAUCCCUAAAAGUCCGACUUUAUACUGAACUGUAGCUCGGACGUGUUUCAUGAAGACAGAACUGUGUAGCUCCUCCUCAUGGUGCAACGAUCACACUGUGUUUGCCAAAUUUUCUUGCACUUUCUAUGCAUCUCGCCAUGAAGUAAGUCAGAACAAACAUUAUGCAAACAACUUACAAACCCUGUAGCAAGUGUCAAAUGCUAUCGUAGCACUUUAAUAUUUAUCUGUAUCAUUGAAAUUUCCCUCAUUCCUGUCCUGAUAUCUCCUCCUGCUGCGUUAUGCACCGUAUCAUGUUUGCAAAAACUACAGCACAAAUUUGCAGAGGAGGGAAAUGUUAAAAAGUGGUUCUUGAUAUUAUAUUUAAAUUGUCCCUUAAAGGUGUUCUGUGAUACUGUAUGUAGCUUUGGUUGUUUAUGCUGACUGACACACAGUCAGAGAUGUCACUCUGUCUGUCUGAACUUUAAACACUGUUUCCGUGAUGUCAGUUAAACUCUGCAGUUACGACCGAUAUUCCUCAUGCCACUGAAUAAUGCAGCAUCGCUAACAAACAUAUCAGAUGUUUUCUUUUUCAUUAACUAUGAAAACAGCAGAAGAAGAGUGCCAACAGUUGUAUUUUCUACAAUAAAUAAUAUGCUGUUGAUCAAUGA